CUUGGCGGGCACGCAAUUUUCCAACGUACCGUCGUCAUCAGUUUGCCAGUAGUGUCGAUGUUGACCGGUCCAUCGCAAGUAAGAGUAAGCUCCGUUCAGAAGUUGUGAUAAAAGAGAAAAUACACUACAAUAGUUCAAUUGUAAACCAAAAAAAUUCGUGAAACAGCAGACGCACAAAAACAACAUGCAACAACCAAGCAUUGUCAUCGUUGGAGCCGCCGUAGGUCCCGAGUCAACCACACUAAUUUGUCCCUCAUGUAGAGCUCAGAUAAGGACGCGAGUCGAGCACGACUCUACCACCAAGACGCACAUCAUUGCAUUACUUCUGUUUGUCUUCUGUUGCUGGCCGUGUAUCUGUGUACCGUACUGCUGCAAUUCCUGCAAGGAUGCAAACCACUACUGCCCGAACUGUAACGCAUUCAUCGGUAGCCAUAAGCACUAAUUUUUAACGACGACGGUUUUGUACCGGAGAUAUAUUGACCAAACGAUUAAAUGAUUCAGUUCCUUUUUCCAGUAUGUGACCAUAAACGCACAAUCGAUUCCAGAAUUAAUAUUAUAGGUAUAGGUAAUUAAAGUUUGUGAAAGAACAGAAAAAAAUGUAAUUUACACUACGUUGAUAACCAGUCGAGAAUUAAUUUUUAUACACAAAUAAACCCUUUUUAUCUAUAUCAGUAUUUCCUGGAAACGAGUGCCAAUAUAUUUUAUCUACAUCCACGAA
This is a messenger RNA of Topomyia yanbarensis, 718 nucleotides long. RefSeq names its product lipopolysaccharide-induced tumor necrosis factor-alpha factor homolog. The coding region runs from base 185 to 442 and encodes 85 amino acids. NCBI's taxonomy places the organism in Eukaryota, Metazoa, Arthropoda, Insecta, Diptera, Culicidae. The transcript is spliced from 3 exons. The record is from RefSeq and is a predicted model, not a curated record. Gene Ontology annotation, molecular function: zinc ion binding.